AUGAGCGGCGGCGUUCAGGAUCUGCAGCUGCCGCCGGGGUUCCGGUUCCACCCGACUGACGAAGAGCUGGUGAUGCACUACCUCUGCCGCCGCUGCGCCGGCCUGCCCAUCGCCGUCCCCAUCAUCGCCGAGAUCGACCUCUACAAGUUCGACCCAUGGCAGCUCCCCAGGAUGGCGCUGUACGGCGAGAAGGAGUGGUACUUCUUCUCCCCGCGGGACCGCAAGUAUCCGAACGGGUCCAGACCCAACCGCUCCGCCGGGUCCGGCUACUGGAAGGCCACCGGCGCCGACAAGCCCGUGGGCACGCCCAAGCCGCUCGCCAUCAAGAAGGCGCUCGUCUUCUACGCCGGCAAGGCGCCCAAGGGCGAGAAGACCAACUGGAUCAUGCACGAGUACCGCCUCGCCGACGUCGACCGCUCCGCCCGCAAGAAGAACAGCCUCAGGUUGGAUGACUGGGUGCUGUGCCGCAUCUACAACAAGAAGGGCGGGCUGGAGAAGCCGCCGGUCGUCGGCGACCACAAGCCGGUGUUCGCCGCGGCCGCGGUGAGCUCCCCGCCGGAGCAGAAGCCGUUCCUGGGGGCGCCGGGCGGGCUGCCCCCCGCCGCGUUCCCGGCGGACCUGGCGGCGUACUACGACCGGCCGUCGGACUCGAUGCCGCGGCUGCACGCGGACUCUAGCUGCUCGGAGCAGGUGCUGUCGCCCGAGCAGCUGGCGUGCGACCGGGAGGUGCAGAGCCAGCCCAAGAUCAGCGAGUGGGAGCGCACCUUCGCCUCCGACCCCGUCAACCCCGCCGGCUCCAUGCUCGUCGACCCCAUCGUCGGUGGCCACACCGGCGACCCGCUGCUGCAGGACAUCCUCAUGUACUGGGGCAAGCCGUUCUAG
This is a messenger RNA of Miscanthus lutarioriparius, 882 nucleotides long. Lineage: Eukaryota; Viridiplantae; Streptophyta; Magnoliopsida; Poales; Poaceae. The record is from the annotation of a GenBank genome assembly.